GACUGCCUCCCUGUCUUCCCUUUUCUCUGCUCGCUUCUCCGUCAUUUCACUCUGCUGCGCUUGCUGAAUCCCUCCCUCCUCUCCCAUUCCUUAUUGUCUUUCCCCCAUUCCCUCUACCCGCAUUCCUUCUUCUCCCUCAUCUGCACGUGUCUUCAUCUCCUGCCUCCACGUGGCAGCGUUUGGACUGCUCGAGAACCAUCCGGUGGCUGUGCAAAUUCAUAUCCGCAUCAGCAACGGACGUGCCGUUCAUAUCGGCAUCAGCAACGGACGUGCAGCUCACUCAGGGCGCCACCCGCCCCUUCUUCAUGCGCACCGUGGCCAGCGAUGGCGUGCAGAUGGCCGCCAUGGCAGGUGGGGAUGAAGCGUGCCAGAUUCCAGGUGGGGAUGAAGCGUGCCAGAUGCCAGAGCUGAUCAAGCACUACAAGUGGCAGCAAGUGGCGCUCAUUUACAGCGACGACCGCUUCGGCCGCAAUGGAGUGGCUGCACUCACCUCACAGCUUAUCACCAUCCGUGCGGAGGCGGAUGUGGCAGUGCGGGUGGCCAUCCCGCUGUCAGCCACAGACGAGGCCAUUCACGACUACAUAUCCUCCCUGGUGCCUCUAGACGUGGCGGUCUACGUGCUGCACGCCUCCGCCACUGUCUUCUCUACCGUUGUUGAAGCUGCCAGGAAGUUGCGGCUGUAUGCGCGGAGCAGCGUUUGGAUCGCCUCGGAUGCAGCAGCUGCCAUGAGUUUCACGUUCAACCAACACUUGGAUGGCCUAAUCAUCACAACCACCCACUUGCCCUCCUCCCCACACCUCUCAUCCUUCCUGGAUCGCUGGAAGCACCUCAAUGCCUCGCAGUACCCUGGACUCUCCAAAGAGAUGCCAUCCCCAUACGCGCUCUCGUCCCACGAUGCUGUCACCCUCGUUGCACGGGCACUCCACUCUCUGCUCUACCCCUCCCCUCCUGCAUCGACCAACUCCUCCUCUCAUGCACUCAAGCAGACGCAGCAGCGGAAUAUAAGCCCCCAGCAGCAGAGUAUAAGCCCGCAGCAAGAGCGGCAGCAGCAAAAGAGAGUGCAGCAGCAAGCAGGGCCGCAGCAAGAAGGGGAGGGGGGGGCAUUCCAGCAGCUGGAGCUGCCGGUGCUGCCGUCCCUCCCCAACGGCACCCAGGAUGCCCUUGCCCCACCACUCACCCGCCUGCAACGAAGUGCAAUAGGACCGGCACUGCGGAAAGCUCUUCUCAAGACCAGCUUCGACGGGCUGCAGGGCAGGAUCGCACUAACCCCACAUGGCGACCUGGCAGCAAGCGAGAUCCGCAUUUUCAACAUCCAAAAACGGGCCCCCAUGGAAGUGGCCCUCUGGUCCUCCUCCCUCGGCCUCGUCCCCUCCUCCUCCCGCCCACCCCCCCAAUCUGCCCCGCCUUCCACCGCUUCCCCUGCUCCGCGCCCAGGGCCUGUCGCAGUCCCCAGCACACAGUGCCGUUGCCUCCCUGCUUUAUUUGACCGUUCUAACUUGUGUGAAUCAGUGCCGUUGCCUCCCUGCUGUGCCGCGCAGACUCCCAAUGCUCUUCCCAUCAUCUUCCCUGGAGGGCUCACCCAGGUGCCAACAGGAUCAUUCCCCAAGACUCGCCUUCGAAUCGCAGUGCCGAAUAAACAGCAAUACAAGGAGUAUGUGAACGUGUCAGACGCCCUGGGCGAGGGCAACAGCCGCUUCUCAGGCUACUGCGUGGAGGUGUUCCGCCUGGCCAUUACACGGUUACCCUACAAGCUCGACUACGAGUUUGUGCUGUACGGUGAUAAGGACCUCAGCUACACUCAGAUGGUGCUGGCUGUCGCCAACAAGACGUACGAUGCAGCAGUGGGGGACAUUACAGUGCUGGACUCGCGGAGCAAAUUCGUCUUCUUCACCCACCCCAUCCAGGUACCACCUACCCCAUCCAGGGUCCAGUUUCUGACUCAUCAUCACUCUCUUAUUGCUGCUCUCCCCUCCCUUUCCCUCUCCCAGCAAUCUGGGCUGGGAGUCAUGGGCUUCUCGCGGCCGUACAGCAACCCCUGGAUGGUCUUCUCUCCGUUCACGGCCUCCAUGUGGGCGGUCACGGCCGCCAUCUGCCUCACCACGGGGCUGCUCGCCAUGAUGCUGGACCGGCAGCGCACGCCCGACUUCCAGGGCCCGCUGCAGACGCGCCUCAUGACGGCCGUGUGUGCAGUGCAGUGCAUUGCCACAGGGCUCCCCCCCUCCCCCGCCCCGCCCUGCUGCUGGACAGGCAGCGCACGCACGCCUGGCUCCCAGAGCACGCUGCAGAGUUGCGUCAUGACUGACAGCCGUGUGGUAUGGCUGCCACACAUUCUUCUCCAUUCCUGUGUUCCGCAUCAGAACGACGCUCGCAAGGGUGGUCGUAUGUAUCUGGCUGCUACUGGCCUUCAUAAUAGCCAACUCCUACGUUGCCAGUCUCACCUCCAUCCUCACAGUGCAGAAGUUCCUUCCCCAAAUCCUU
Messenger RNA from Closterium sp. NIES-65, 2478 nucleotides. The record is from the annotation of a GenBank genome assembly. NCBI's taxonomy places the organism in Eukaryota, Viridiplantae, Streptophyta, Zygnematophyceae, Desmidiales, Closteriaceae.